UUUUUCUCUUCUGUUGUGCUUCGUGCGAUCGAUCUUUUUUCUCCCUCUUUUAUUACCUUCCAUCUUCUUUGGCUUCUCCUUCUCCGUCUCGAAGAUCAUGGUGAUAUGCUGCUACUAAGUGCCGCCGGCUAAAACAAAACUGGAUUUACAAGGAAUUAACGGUCGCUUCGUAUCAAUAAUCGUGGGAUUAUGUGAGGCAGUUUCGCGGCUGGUGGCGGUGGCCUUAGCCGGGGAUGUCGUUAUCCUCGAGCUGUUGUUGCUACUGCUGCUCAGGCUGCGAGACACCGCUGUGCUUGAAGAGUUGCUACAAUGUGGAAGAAAACAUGCAGACGCUCGACAACGGCAACGGAUCCAGCUGCUGCGGCAGCAUGGAUGGACUGCGGCUAGGCUACACUACUUUGAUCUCGCUAUUGCCUAGCUGCGCCUCCUCGACCAACGAUGACGCUCGUCUGCACACGAGGACGUCUUAGCUGACCCUUGUAGUCAGGAGGCGUCCAAUCACCGUGGAGAACAAGAUAUAUAGGUGAUUAUUUUGUUGUUGUCGAAGAAGAAGGAGAAGGAAAUUUUAAGUGCGCGAGUGGAAACACGAUUUAAUUAUAUUAUACUCGAGUUUCGAAUCAAAAGUAGAAAGACAUAUUAAAGUGAAUAUAAUAAAAAUAGUGAGAGAAAGACACCGCGAGUGUCAGUGCAGACGAGGGAGAGUAUUUGAAAGAAGGAAACAGCGAAAGUGUGAUAGUGAAGUCCCAUCGCACUUAUAAGGUAACGAGAGGAUGCCUGGGGGUCGUAGGGGCCUGGUAGCCCCGCAAAAUACAUUCUUGGAGAAUAUCAUCAGGCGCAGUAGCAGCCAACCCGACAGCAGUUUUUUAUUGGCCAACGCUCAGAUCGUCGACUUCCCGAUCGUCUACUGCAACGAGAGCUUCUGCAAAAUUUCUGGUUACAAUCGUGCCGAGGUAAUGCAAAAGUCAUGUCGCUGCAGCUUUAUGUACGGCGAGCUCACCGACAAAGAGACCAUCGCCCGAAUCGAGGAGUGCCUCGAAGGACAAAUUUGCGACCAGUUCGAGAUUUUACUUUACAAAAAGAACAGUACCCCACGAGAGACACCAUUAUGGCUGCUGCUGCAAAUAGCGCCGAUCAAGAACGAGCGAGAUCUGGUGGUGUUGUUCCUGCUGACAUUCCGCGACAUAACGGCACUGAAGCAACCAAUCGAGACGGACGAUACCAAAGGCGGACUGUCAAAGUUCGCCAAACUUGCGCGCUCGGUCACCCGUUCCAGAUCCGUGCUCGUUUCACAAUUCAGCUCUCAUUUGCCUGCCCUCAAAGACACCGCUGUACCUGUCACUACCAAGCAGUCGCAUCUUGGACACGUAAGUAAUCAACAGGUGAUGACAUUAAGCGGCGACGUGAUGCCGCAGUACCGGCAAGAGGCGCCCAAAACACCACCACACAUACUGUUGCAUUACUGCGCGUUCAAAGCGAUCUGGGACUGGAUAAUACUAUGCCUCACCUUUUACACGGCGAUCAUGGUCCCGUACAAUGUAGCCUUCAAGAACAAAACGAGCGAAGAUGUGUUUUUGCUCGUUGUCGACACCAUCGUCGACGUCAUCUUCUUCAUCGACAUUGUCCUCAACUUCCACACGACUUUUGUUGGUGCUGGUGGCGAAGUCGUCUCUGAUCCCAAGGUGAUUCGCAUGAACUAUCUAAAGUCCUGGUUCAUAAUAGAUCUGCUAAGCUGCCUGCCGUACGAUGUGUUCAAUGCCUUCGACCACGACGAGGAUGGAAUUGGUAGCCUAUUCUCAGCCCUCAAGGUCGUCAGGUUACUUAGGCUCGGCAGAGUCGUGCGCAAGCUCGAUCGUUAUCUCGAGUACGGUGCGGCAAUGCUGAUAUUACUUUUGUGCUUCUACAUGCUCGUCGCUCAUUGGCUCGCCUGUAUUUGGUACUCGAUAGGUCGAUCGGACGCUGACGCCGGUGUCCAGUACUCAUGGCUAUGGAAGCUGGCAAACGUCACGCAGUCGCCUUACAGUUAUCAUUGGACGAACGCUAGCACAGCUUCGUUCGAACUUGUCGCUGGGCCAUCGAGACGCACGAUGUACGUGACCGCGUUGUACUUCACUAUGACCUGCAUGACGUCCGUUGGCUUUGGCAAUGUCGCCGCUGAGACUGACAACGAGAAGAUCUUCACUAUCUGCAUGAUGAUUAUUGCUGCCUUACUAUAUGCAACCAUAUUCGGUCACGUGACGACGAUAAUCCAACAAAUGACAUCGGCAACGGCCAAAUACCACGACAUGCUCAACAACGUGAGGGAAUUCAUGAAGUUGCACGAGGUGCCGAAAGCGUUGAGCGAGAGAGUCAUGGAUUACGUGGUCAGUACGUGGGCGAUGACCAAAGGCCUCGACACCGACAAGGUGCUCAAUUACUGCCCCAAGGACAUGAAGGCCGAUAUCUGCGUUCACCUAAAUCGCAAGGUCUUCAAUGAACAUCCCGCCUUCAGAUUGGCAUCGGACGGUUGCUUGCGCGCGCUUGCGAUGCACUUCACGAUGUCGCACAGCGCUCCGGGUGACUUGCUGUAUCACACUGGCGAAUCGAUAGACUCGCUGUGCUUCAUCGUCACUGGCAGUCUCGAGGUCAUCCAAGACGACGAAGUCGUGGCAAUACUUGGCAAAGGCGACGUCUUUGGAGACAGCUUCUGGAAGGAUAAUGCCGUGGGUCAGAGUGCCGCUAAUGUGCGCGCUCUUACCUACUGCGAUCUGCACACCAUCAAGCGCGACAAACUACUCGAGGUUCUCGACUUUUAUCAGGCAUUCGCCAACUCGUUCGCCAGGAAUCUCGUGCUUACUUAUAAUCUACGACACAGGCUGAUCUUCCGCAAAGUAGCUGACGUUCGCCGCGAAAAGGAAUUAGCAGAGAAACGCAAGAACGAGCCGCAGUUGGACCAUUCGCAGGAUCAUCUCGUUCGCAAGAUUUUCUCAAAAUUCAAGACGGAUGGCGAGCCCCAGAUCACGAUCACAUCCGCGAGGUCAAGCACACGUUCGAACCAGGACUCCGAUGAGGAACUCACCGUCUCCGUACUGCCGCCAUGGCCGAGCUUUAGGUUUAGGAGAGAAAGACACUCCACGGAUGUUGAAAAAGGCGAUGAAAAGGAAGGCAAAGAGACAGUCUCACAGAUAAUCAGGAAGGUGUCGUCCUCGACCGAAGAUACUGGCUCGGGACGCGUUCGACCGAGCAAGUGGGGCCGAUUACUCGAGCUGAGAAAGACUGGGAGUGUAACAAAGCCAACAGAGGAGUUUGAUGACGAUGGAUCAGAUGCGAAAAGUAUGUCUAAAGUAUUGACUUCGGCAUUACCCGAUCACGAGCCUAUUAUGGACUACCUGCGUAAACUGCUACUAAGGAGCUCGAGUCUGGAUUCGGGUAGCGACGGUGGCAGUGGUCCGGAACCAUUUAAACGCACGCUAAGCGCGCGAGAUUCACGGCCUGGUUCCAGUGCCGGUACCAACAAGGUCUUCCCGAAAAUCGGCAAACUCGGCAGUACGAUCGAGGAGGAGCAUCCUGAAAGCACAGAGUCUAUAAGCACGACCUUAACCCUUCACGACCCCAAACAAUUGCAAAUGCGUAGACUCGAAAGUUAUGACGGUGGCCUCAUCGUUCAACCCAGCCACGAGCGCGAAAUACUUGCGGCUGUGCUGGAGGUGAAAGUUGAUCUGAAGCUAGAGGUUCAGCGAGUGAACCAACGUUUGGCAAAGAUCGAGGACAUGUUGGCGACAUUGAUCAAUAGGGUACCAGUACCGGUGCCACCACCAACCACAGUGACAGUAGCAACCUCGCCACCAUCAAGCGCAACGAGUAUGCCGUCCUCGCCGCCGUUGCAACGACCGGCGACACCGAGAAACCUUAGUGCGAUUGUUGCGGCAAUGUCUUCCCCAGGUGUCUCUAGCGCCGUACAAAGUCCUGUUGGUACUGUGCCGGGAUUGUUACCCACUGUUUCUAGUCCUGCCAGUGGCUCUGAUAGUAAACCACCCUCGCUACCUUCCACACCUAUUAGUGGUCGCGAAAGGAAUUGGGUCCUAAUCAGAAACUGGGUCCGUGCGGGUAUAUACAAAACGAUACGUGAGUCUCCGCCAACGGUAACGGACCGGCUGCUACCGCCGCCGACAAAGGAGUCGUCGGCAUCACAACAACUGUCAAGCUCGUCCGCACAAGCGGCACAACCGGUUGCCACAUCGUCGACGACAGUUCACCAUCAUCAUCACCAUCACCAUCAGACGACGGCCGAGCGCUCGCGCGAAUUAUUGGAGCGUCUUGGCCGCUCGUCGUCGCCAAGUACGACGUUGUCAUCGUCGACUGUCGCGGCGGCGGCGACCGCAACACCGACGAGCAGUGAGGUUACGACGACGACGGUGCCCCUGGGUCCGCUAAUAUUGCGCAAGCGCAGAAGCAAAUCGCGCGGUAAAGGGGCGGCGCCAUUGGCGCCACUGGCCUCGCAACCGAUCAGCCCGUCCGAGCCGACGGAGAGCACACAGAUGCUGCCACCGGAGCUAAGUGACGAGCCGCAACCCUCGACAUCCGAGAGGAAGAGGCCUGCACCAAGGCCCGGCAGGGAUUACUUGUGA
This is a messenger RNA of Phymastichus coffea, 4604 nucleotides long. RefSeq names its product potassium voltage-gated channel protein eag (gene eag). NCBI's taxonomy places the organism in Eukaryota, Metazoa, Arthropoda, Insecta, Hymenoptera, Eulophidae. Gene Ontology annotation, cellular component: membrane. Gene Ontology annotation, biological process: potassium ion transmembrane transport; regulation of membrane potential. Bases 771 to 4604 code for a protein of 1277 amino acids. Gene Ontology annotation, molecular function: voltage-gated potassium channel activity. The transcript has 20 exons. The record is from RefSeq and is a predicted model, not a curated record.